Molecule: messenger RNA, 603 nt
Organism: Protomyces lactucae-debilis
Lineage: Eukaryota; Fungi; Ascomycota; Taphrinomycetes; Taphrinales; Protomycetaceae
Exons: 1
Coding region: 96-302 (68 amino acids)
Source: RefSeq, a predicted model, not a curated record
ACUCAACCUAUUUCCUCUCAGGUCAUCUACAGAGUCAUCUCAGCUGCCUCGAUCAUAUCGAAUAUAUCAGUUGGGGACUACAAUCUUUGAACACAAUGAUAAGAUAUCGUAGUCAGGAAUUCACUGACUCAACUAUAGCUGGCCCAACCAACUCGUGUCAUUGGGUGUUCAUGGCUUGCAAUCUACUUAUUUGCCUGUGUCUCAGGCAACGCUACAUCGGAGAGUCUUUGCUCCGAUUUGGAUCUCCCGGAUCGUGUGGGACCCAGUUGUGGGCAGAACGAUCAGUGCAAAUGGCAUCCUGAAGACUCAAGUGGGAAAUGUAAAACAGGUCGACAUUUGUUCUGCAACGAUCGUAAUCCAAUCGCGACACCUGAAGGGAAUCAUAAUUGCGGUUGUUCGUGCUAUAACAACCAGCGGGAAUAAGAAAGUUUCAAUCCACUCUGAACAGUGAGUGCUUCUAAGUGAAUUUGCAGAUCAGCCUUAAGUCCGUAACAACGAUGCCUCGAUUGUUUUCAUCCGACAAUCUCCUCAACCAUAUCAAUUCAACUGAUAGGUUCCUACCAACGUGAAGUUCAGUAGCUAUAGAAUCGAAAUUGGAUAGCC